AAGGCUCAAAACUUUUGGGUGUGGAGGGAAAGAUCCUUUUUUUAGUCCACUCCUCUUGGUCUUCAGCGAGCGGGCGGGCGAAGGAACGAAAGCAGCGCGAGGCCAAAUUCUCCGCGGGGACUCGUCACUUGGAGCGCCAACUGCAGUGUUCCUUUUUGUAUAGAUCUUAGAAGAAGCCUUCUUAAAUUGCUGCCUUUGUUUUUGGUUUCUUCAUCAAGGUUUUUUCAGUAACUGUAUUUACUGGAAUGGCUGAUUCCACGGCACCAUCUGAUUCAAAAGAAGCUUCACUGGAAAAUGGUUUUGAUCCGCCUGAUGUUCCUUCUACAAAGGUUUCAACUGAAAGCAAAGAUGGGGACGGAGAUGGGAGUGGGACAAGCAAGGAGGAUGUAGAGGAGAAGAAGAGUGCUGAAGAAGUGACAGGAGUGGUAAACGUAGAGAAAGGACUUGAGUAUUUGAAGGAUGGGGUGGAUACCAAGGAUGUGGAGGAAGUUAAGGAUACGGAAAAUGAGAAGAGUGUAGAAAUAAAUGACAAUGUCAAUGAAAAGAUUAACCUAGUGAACACUAAGGAUGGUGAAGAGAAGCAGGAUGAGAGGGGCAUAAAAGAUUUAGAGGACAACAAGCAUGGGGAGGUAAAGACGAAUGCAGCGGUAACUACGGAAGAAAAUGUAAAGAAAGGUGUUGGGGAGACUAAGUAUCUCGAGGGAAAUAAUGAUGAAAAUCAAGCCAAGGAUGGGGAGGAAAAGAAGGAUGUAGCUGAAGCAAAUGCAAUGGAGGGAAAAAAUAUUGGGGAGGCAACACAUUCGAAGGGAGAAAAGGGUGCAAAGGAAGCCAAGGAAGGUGAUAUAAAUAAUGAUGCUGUGAAGACUUUGGAUGGGGAGGAAGAAAAGGGUUUUGUGGGAAGUAAGAAUGAAGAGGGGAAGAAGGUUGUUGAAGAAACUAAGCAUGAUGACGAUGAAAUUGUUGUGGAAGAAGGCAUGAAUGCUGAAGUGACGGAAGACACCGGAGGUAAAAAUAAUCUGCAAGCUUUGGGUAAUGUGAAAGAUAAUAUUGAGAAGAAUUAUGUUAGUGAUGUCAAAGGCACUGAGAAAAAGCAGGCUGCAGAAGGUAAGGUUCACAAAGAUGACGUCGGGGUGGAACAAUUGAAAUAUAGUAAAAAGGAGAAGGUUGCACAAGGGAUUAAUGAUGAUGAGCAGAAGAGAGAUUUGGGUGGUGAAAAUGAUGUUAAAAAUAAAUCAAAACUAGCUGUAGGUCAUGAGCGAGUCAAAGUCAAAAAGAAGCCCAAGGAUAUUGAGAAGGUGGAGGCUAAAGUUGGGAAAAAUAAGGUUGCAGUUGAUGAAAAUGAGGAAACGGUUGUUAAUAGAGGUUUGGAAGAUGACAAAGAUGAUGUUGUCAAGGAAGUGCACAUUUCUGAGGAAGAGGAUGCUGCCGAGGAUGGAGAUGAUGAUGGUGAUGUAGAAACAAAAAGCAGUAACAAGAAGUUGGCAAAGUCUUUCAAAAGGAAAAGGAGCAGGGGACAAAGAUCUGCUAACAAAAGUGAAGUGAAGGACAAAAAUAAAGCAAAGGGAAAGAAAGAAAGUGGAAAAAAAACUAAGGAGUUGAUUAGUACUAUUGAUGCAGUGUCAUCUCCAUUGGGCUCUUCUAGGGAGCGUCCUGUGCGGGAGAGGAAAACUGUGGAGAGAUUGGUUGAAGUUAUUGAGAAAGAGCCCAAUAAGGCUGUCGUCAUAGAGAAGGGUCGAGGAAUUCCCUUGAAAGAUAUACCCAAUGUGGCAUAUAAGUUAGCAAGAAGGAAGCCCGCUGAUCUGAAAUUCUUACAUCAGACUCUUUUUGGAAGAAGAGGAAAGGUAGUUGAUUUUAAAAGCAACAUAUUGCAGUUUUCUGGGUUUGCUUGGCAUGAGACCGAGGAAAAACAAAGAGCUAAGAUAAAGGAAAAGCUUGACAAGUGCAUUAAAGACAAUUUAUUAGAUCUAUGUGACUUGCUUGAUUUGAAUGUGUCUAAAACUAACACUAAAAAGGAAGAAAUUAUAGUGAAGCUUGUGGAUUUUUUAGAAGCUCCUCAUGCAACUACUGAUAUUAAACUUGCUGAGAGGGAGCAGUCAGAAAAAUCUAGAAAGCGCAAACGAUUUGCUGAAGGCAGUGCAUCAAGGAGCUCAGGAGGCACGCCUGCGAAGAGGUCUAGGAAGAAAAGUGGCAAGCCGGAGGGCACUCCGAAGUCAAGCGGAAAGAAUCCACAGGAAACAGAAGAUGAGGAAGAAGAAGACGACACAGAAAAUGGUGUUCCUGACGAGGAUGAUGUACAAGCGCAUUCUGAAAGUGAUGCAAAAGAAAAUGAAUCAUCAGAAGCAAGUGAUGAUGAAGGCGAAAAGGAGAAUGUCGAUGAAUCUGGAAAAGGAAAGGAAGAUAUGGAACUAUCCCCCAAAAAACAAGACUCUGCUGUUGCAGAGAAGAGGAGAAGAGGGAGCAACUCUAAGAAGGUUUCUUCAGAAACACAGGUAAAAAGCCCUGUGAAGACACCAUCAUCGCACAAACAAUCAAAGGCUAAAAAGAAUGAUACUGCUGAGAAGGUUUUCACCAGGAAGAAAAAGAAAGGUAGUGAAUCACCAGAAGCAAGUGAUGAUGAAGGAGAAAAUGAGGAUGUUGAUGAAUUGGGAAAAGGAAAUCAAGACAUCAAGCAAUCCCCAAAACGACAAAGCUCUUCUAUUUCAAAGAAGAGGAAAAGAACGGGGAGCAACUCUAAGAAGGCUACUUCGCAAACAGUGGUAAAAAGCCCUGUGAAGGCACCUUCAACCUACAAACAAGCAAAGGUUGAGAAGGAUGAUACUGGUGAAAAGGUCUUCACUCGGAAGAAAAAAGAUGCUGAUUCAACAAAGAAGUCGAACCAGAAGUCAAGUGUGAAGGAUAAUUCUUCUGGUAAAAAACCAGGCAAGGGAAAAGCUACCGGAGAGGAACGAAAAUCUGGUCCAAGCAGGACUGAUCUGAGGAAGACCAUAUGUGAAAUUCUGAAGGAAGUUGAUUUCAAUACGGCUACUUUUACGGAUAUUCUGAAAAAGCUUGCCGUCCAUUAUAAGAUGGAUUUGACACCAAAAAAAGGAGCAAUAAAGCAAAUGAUACAAGAAGAGUUGACCAAGAUGGCCGAUGAAGCCGACGAAAGCGAAGAGGAAGGCGAAAAGGAAGAGACCGGUAAGGAAGAGACCCCAAAACCUGCAGGCAAAAAAGUAAAGGCAUAAUCAAUAUACUUGAAGCUCACUGCACCACUCAAAUUCCCCUGUGAUCAAUUGCUGCUUAUGAGUCUGUAAGUGAUUUGAAGGCAGUUCCAUGCGUGGAUUGGUUGUUAGACAAAUUCAGGAUUUCUGUAGUUUACUCGUGUUUUAUAUGACUUGGAUAACUUAAGAAGUCAUGGCUGGUAUUACCUCAUGAGGACAAACUGGAUCAUGGCCUUGUAAUGAAGGGUGUAGACCACAUGAAGAUGCAUAUUAUAUAAUUACACUGUGUAGUUAUGCUUUUGUUAUUUGGUUUCCAUUGACGUUGUGAACUGGUGCCUUCAUGAACUUUGAAGCUUCUGGUA
Molecule: messenger RNA, 3562 nt
Organism: Dendrobium catenatum
Lineage: Eukaryota; Viridiplantae; Streptophyta; Magnoliopsida; Asparagales; Orchidaceae
Product: glutamic acid-rich protein
Exons: 12
Coding region: 246-3224 (992 amino acids)
Biological process (GO): chromatin organization; regulation of double-strand break repair
Cellular component (GO): nucleus
Molecular function (GO): histone binding; DNA binding
Source: RefSeq, a predicted model, not a curated record